GUGGCCUAGACGGAAGUGCGGGCGGAGGUGCCGGAGAUCCCCAGCCUGAGCCGGGAGCAGGUCUCGGGGCUCCAGGCUGUGGGGACAGCUCGGCCUGUCCGCGAUGGCGGCCCUGUGGGGAGGCCUCUUUCGCCUUGGCUCCAUGCUCAGCCUGUCGUGCCUGGCGCUCUCGGUUCUGCUCCUCGUGCAGCUGUCAGACGCCGCCAAGAAUUUCGAAGAUGUCCGGUGUAAAUGUAUUUGUCCUCCUUAUAAAGAUAACUCUGGGCAUAUUUAUAAUAAGAACAUAUCCCAGAAAGAUUGUGAUUGCCUUCAUGUUGUGGACCCCAUGCCUGUGCUGGGGCCUGACGUAGAAGCAUACUGUCUUCGCUGUGAAUGCAAAUAUGAGGAAAGAAGCUCUGUUACCAUCAAGGUUACCAUUAUAAUUUAUCUCUCCAUUUUGGGCCUGCUACUUCUGUACAUGGUGUAUCUUACUUUGGUUGAGCCCAUCCUGAAGAGACGCCUCUUUGGACACUCACAGUUGAUACAGAGUGAUGACGACGUUGGGGAUCACCAGCCUUUUGCAAAUGCCCACGAUGUGCUAGCCCGCUCCCGCAGUCGGGCCAACGUGCUGAACAAGGUAGAAUAUGCCCAGCAGCGCUGGAAGCUUCAAGUUCAAGAGCAGCGAAAAUCUGUCUUUGACCGCCAUGUUGUCCUCAGCUAAUUGGAAUUCAAAUUCAAGGCGAUUAGAAAGAAACAAGACAAAGGAAGAAUUGGCUGAGUGUUGCUGGGUUUUAACCUCCAUGUUGAUUUCACCAAACUCUUGCUGGAAGAUUCAAAACUGGAAGCAAAAAUGUGCUUUUUUUUUUUCUUAAUGUAUUAAUAGAGGCAUUUUUGAAAG
Molecule: messenger RNA, 877 nt
Organism: Loxodonta africana (African savanna elephant)
Lineage: Eukaryota; Metazoa; Chordata; Mammalia; Proboscidea; Elephantidae
Gene: TMEM9B
Product: TMEM9 domain family member B
Exons: 5
Coding region: 104-700 (198 amino acids)
Biological process (GO): positive regulation of canonical NF-kappaB signal transduction
Cellular component (GO): lysosomal membrane
Source: RefSeq, a predicted model, not a curated record